Messenger RNA from Chelmon rostratus (copperband butterflyfish), 5943 nucleotides. It is a transcript of the gene kpna6, whose product is annotated as karyopherin alpha 6 (importin alpha 7). Gene Ontology annotation, biological process: NLS-bearing protein import into nucleus. The record is from RefSeq and is a predicted model, not a curated record. NCBI's taxonomy places the organism in Eukaryota, Metazoa, Chordata, Actinopteri, Chaetodontiformes, Chaetodontidae. Gene Ontology annotation, cellular component: nucleus; cytoplasm; nucleoplasm. Bases 114 to 1730 code for a protein of 538 amino acids. The transcript has 14 exons. Gene Ontology annotation, molecular function: nuclear import signal receptor activity; protein binding.
CUCCGGCAGACAUAUUGCUUACUAGAGCAAAUUCUGGAAAGCUAGAAGAGAGAAAGGAUUUAAAAUUGCUUUAUAUCUUCGCGACUUGACACACUCAGACUACAUAGGACACAAUGGAGCCGUCAGCCAGUCCGGCCAAAGAUAACUACAGGAUGAACCGCUAUAAGAACAAAGCACUGAACCCAGAGGAGAUGAGGCGCAGGAGAGAGGAGGAGGGCAUCCAACUCAGGAAACAGAAACGAGAACAACAGCUUUUCAAGAGGAGGAACGUGGACAUUCUCAAUGAAGAAGAAGCUAUGUUUGAGAGUCCUCUGGUGGACUCCUACCUCAGCUCCCCAGUAACAGAAGGAGUCAUUACCAGAGACAUGGUUGAGAUGCUUUUCUCAGAGGACCCAGAGCUUCAGCUUGCCACAACACAAAAGUUCAGAAAACUACUUUCCAAAGAGCCAAACCCACCAAUUGAUGAAGUUAUAAACACGCCUGGAGUCGUGGAGAGGUUUGUGGAGUUCUUGAAGAAGAGUGUCAACUGCACACUACAGUUCGAAGCAGCUUGGGCACUGACCAACAUAGCAUCAGGCACAUCCCUGCAGACAAAGACGGUGAUUGAGGCUGGAGCAGUGCCAAUCUUCAUAGAACUACUUAACUCCGACUUUGAGGAUGUCCAAGAACAGGCUGUGUGGGCCUUGGGGAAUAUUGCGGGGGACAGUGCAGUGUGCAGGGACUAUGUGCUGAACUGCAACAUCCUUCCACCACUAUUAAUGCUUCUGACCAAAUCCACUAGAUUGACCAUGACAAGGAAUGCAGUGUGGGCUCUGUCAAAUCUCUGUAGAGGAAAAAACCCUCCACCUGCUUUUGAAAAGGUUUCACCCUGUCUGCCAGUGCUGUCUAGGCUUUUAUUUAGCAGUGACCCAGACUUGCUGGCAGAUGCCUGCUGGGCCCUGUCCUACCUCUCAGACGGUCCCAAUGACAAGAUCCAGGCUGUCAUCGACUCUGGUGUGUGCAGGCGCCUCGUAGAACUACUCAUGCACACUGACUAUAAGGUGGCCUCCCCUGCCUUGAGAGCUGUAGGAAACAUUGUCACUGGAGAUGACAUCCAAACACAGGUGGUGUUGAACUGCUCAGCCCUGCCCUGUCUGCUGCACCUUCUCAGCAGUGCUAAAGAGUCCAUUCGCAAAGAGGCAUGCUGGACCAUCUCAAACAUCACAGCAGGAAACCGAGCGCAAAUACAGACGGUAAUUGAUGCCAACAUUUUCCCAGUGCUUAUUGACAUUCUACAGAAGGCCGAGUUCAGGACCAGGAAAGAGGCAGCCUGGGCCAUCACAAAUGCCACCUCUGGAGGAACACCAGAACAGAUCAGAUAUCUGGUGAACCUGGGCUGCAUUAAGCCGCUGUGCGAUCUGCUGACGGUGAUGGACUCUAAGAUCGUUCAGGUCGCUCUCAACGGGCUGGAGAACAUCCUGCGGCUAGGCGAGCAGGAGGCCAAGCAGGAGAACAACGGCACUGGAGUUAAUCCAUACUGCAGCCUCAUUGAAGAAGCCUAUGGACUUGACAAGAUAGAGUUCCUGCAGAGCCACGACAACCAGGAGAUCUACCAGAAGGCCUUCGACCUAAUCGAGCACUACUUCGGGGUGGAGGACGAGGACAACAGUCUAGCCCCUCAGGUGGACCAAGCCAACCAGCAGUUCCUUUUCCCCCAACAGGAGGCCCCCAUGGAGGGCUUCCAGCUAUAAGUCAGCACCCCUCCCCUCUAAAAUACACCUUUUACCCCCUCCAUACCUCCCCAUAUCAUGGAGGGCCCCUAGAUGCCUGAGUCAUACCUUUAUACCCGCUUUCCUGAUCUGCCACUAGCCCCCAACCUAUACAAUCACCACAAACACCCCCCCCAUUGUGGGAAAGUUAAAACUGUCCCACUCUCAAGCCUAAAAAUGCCUCCAUUUCUUCAUUCUCUCCUCAAGCGGCGGACUGACUUCUUGCAGGGCGGGCUCAUGUGUUACCUGGCCAGAGUGAGCACGCCACACAAACUCCAUUACGCUUAGAAGAGGAAGUGAUCACCUCUCAGCCCAGGUGUGAGUCUGCCCUGGCUUAAAACGCACACACAGACAUCUUCCUGCCAUUUGAUAGCUCUCAGAUUCUCUCAUUGGCAGUAUCGAUGGUUUGUUGGUUAAUAUCUUUAUAUACACUUUACUUUCUUUUCCAAUGGGACAUUCCUAUAUUCAGGAUUAACCACGCAUCCCCAUACACAGUCCACCGACUGGGCUGUAUGAGGUGAUAUAUGCCUAGCUCUUGAUGUCAGUUUGACUUAGUGCAAUUCAAAGAAAAACUUCCCUUUUUGCUUUAUGAUUAUUUUUCCCAAACCCUUAUUUAUCUGACUUUUUAAGUGCUUGUGUUUUAUUUUCUUUUUCUUGAUUGGCUUAGGGCUGGUCUGCUGAUGGGGAAAAAAAACAUCUGUAUAGGAGAGGGUUCAGAGGUAUAAAUGUCAAAGCCAAGGGCUUUCUACUGCCCUGAGUCAGAUGCCCAAGCCAGUUUUUUUUUUUUUCUUUUUCCAUCUAUCAACAUUUUUUUUUUUUUUUGGGACAAUUUUCAGGGGGGUGGGAAGAAGUGUACAAAUUUAGAAAACUACCUGAACUUAGGAAAGGCUCUGAAUGAGGUAUUUGAAAAGGGAUCGGGUUUCCUGAGGAUGUGCGUAAUGAUCUAGAAAAAAUAAACGAGGGUGGUAUAGUUAGAGAUCCAAUGUUCGUCGUGUGCUGUGUUAUUAAUGACAAAAUAUUUGAAUUAUGAAGUGAUCUAACUAUUAAACAAGGCUUAGCUGGGGGUUUAGGGGGAAAGAGCGGGCGGCGGCAGCAGCAAACCAGACAUAUUUUUAUAUUGAAAUGAAUUCAGGGAAUUCAGAUGUUUAAAGUUGGGUGAAAUACCCCUUGCGGUAGAGACACGACAUGGGACUCAUCAGUCCUCGUUGGGAUUUUCUGAUUUCAUUGGAGCCCAGUGUAAACGGGUUGCUGCUGGUUAGCUAGGCCCUGUGCCUCUCCCCCUCCCCAGAUGUAUGUGGUAGGGAUUUUGCAUGGUGUUAUAUUACCCUGCCUGCAGUCACUGAGUAUCCCUGGCCAAACACAGACAGUUGGCACAGAGAGAUGGAGAGCAGUGUGAAGAAAAACUGAGGCACAUUGCUGUACUCUGCUCAGCGCUGGCAUGAAAAAGCAGGAAGUGGGCCGCAACUAAUUGGUUUGGUGAUGUUAACAGUGCUAGUGUAGUGGCGGUGGUGGUGUUUUGUAUAGUGGUAGAGUUGAUAUAUAACCUAUGGCAUUCUAUAUCAUCAUUUUUGAGGAAUGGGAAGGACAACUGUUAGUGAUUAUGCAUGGGUCCAUUGUGAUUCGUAGGUAUUGAUGUAAAUAGCCUAUCCUCUGCCGGGCUAGGAAAGCCUCACCGCUUCUUUGUCCCCUCGUGGGUCUGAUAACGACCAGAGUUUGGCCAGGGAUAUGUGUCAGACAAGUGACGAGCCUAACUGCGACAAAAAAUUCAAGUAUAAACAUAUAUUUGAAUUUUUAUGUAUUUGCAUUAUAUAUAAUAUAUAUUUGCGCACACUUCAUGCACACUUGCAUACAACACCAGCAGACACUGUACACACACUUCACACAGAUGAGUGGCUAGUAGCAAGUGAAAUAGUUUCCAGUCUAUGGAAUGAAAAAAGUUAUAUUCUUUCAUUUUAUGUUGAAGUUUGGCUUUUCUCCAAGUGUGAAAUUUGCCAUUUUGGCUGUUUGUUUUUUUUUUUUUGUUUUGUUUUGUUUUGUUUGAGAGCACUUGGUAUAUUUUCUUUCUUUAUGAAAAUGUUUCCCUUGGUUCAGUUUUAAUUAAGAUUGUUUUUCCUUUCAAUUGAGACCAUGAAAACACGUGUUCCUGGACUUCCAAAGUGAUUCGGAGCUCACAUGGGUUUUACGGAAACUUUUUUUUUUUGUUUGUUUCUAGCCACAUGACUUAUGAUGGUUUAAAUUAGCCCUACAAACCAUGACCCCGGAUCAGCUCCGGCCGUGACAGAAGCUGGUCUUGGAUCGGGGUUGAGGCUUUGUGGAUGGAGCAGAACUGUGGUUGUGUGAUGUUUGACUGACAGGCACUGUGUGAAGAAGCGGUUGAUUGACUCUAUGACUAUGUCCCCAUCAAGAGUCUCCAAGCCCCUGUUCUGUGGAUUACUGAAGCAGCCCUAACAUGAAGUCAUGGAACUGCGAACAAAAUUAUGUUGCUCUUAACAAAAAAAAAUGAUGGAUCAGUCUGUUUAAUAUUGUGUAUAUUUGGAAAUACAAUUUCAUCAAAUAGGGUUUUUUUUAUCUUUUAUAUAAGAAGACUUCUUUUUGAAUGGACAGACUUAGAUUUUGCCAUUUGGUUUAUUUCAGUAUUAUAUUUUUACAUACGCCUUUAACUUCCUCUGUCGCUGCAGAAUAUUACGACAUGCAGGGGUUUAAGCAUUAAUCAACGGGGAGCAUUUGUUAGCGAGGCGCUCUGUUUUUGCUUCUCGAGCUUGAGACGUUAUCCACAGAACACGUGUGCUCCUAGAAGACAUGAGAGUUGAAAUCAUGAAUAAUUGAGCAUCAAGAACUUAUCUCUACAUGACAGAGACGUGUAGAGCAGCAUUUAUAUCUGAAGUCUUCGUGGCCAGCUCUGUGCUUGGCCCUACAAAUAAUGCCAGAAUUGCAAGGUUAAAAAAAAAAAAAGGAAUCCGUGCAUCAACCAGGAAAAAUAUUUAUAUUUCUGAAGAACGAAAAUGCACUCCUAUUCACAAAAGUGCCAAUCUGACCAACAAAGACUGGAGGUUCUUAUGUAUCUGUCUUUGACUUACAGAUUAUUUUUCUUUAUAUCUUUUUAUUUACUUGAAUGUGCACACAUUUUGUGCAGAACAUUGCUGCUCUAUUUUCCUUAUCUUUAAAGAUACCUUAUUUGCCAUUGUUUCUUUGGAAAAGUGGCAUUCUUUACUGUGGGCACCUAAAUGCUGGGGGGAGGGGCAGGGGGAGGGAGGGGGGUCACUUAAUUAUUUGCAUAAAACUGGUCUCUCCAGCUGCCUGUUGUCCAUUGGUGUGAUGGUUCCCACUAUUGCAGUCUUCUAAAGGUUUUCACUGUGCAUUGCUAAGGUGCAAACGUUUUGGAAUCAAAGACUUGAUUUCAUGUGGCGGAAACAGUAGAGAAUCGUUUUCGGCGUAUUCUUGAGGUCACGGCCUGUAGCCAGUCCCUCUGCAAAAAGAAACUGUGCUGAUCGAGACAUUCGAGUACUUGGAUGUGGCUAAUGAUUGCAAAUUGAGGAAAUGUAAGUGACUAUCAUAGCAGACAAUUGUAGGUACUAACCUUAUUGUCAUAGUUUACCAAAGUUUUGUCAUCCUGAAGGCUGGUUGAAAUUAAUUACUGGAUGUUUUUUCAAUAGAUGAUGUAAUUGGCUUGUGUUGACCCAGUCAGUAUGACUGAGAGAUUCCUUCAGGCCAUUUAAAACUUGCUUCUUUUCAUUAGAAGCUGCAAUAGCUCAAGUUCCUCUCCUCUCAGUUUUAUUUUUUCUCAAGUUGAAGUACUGUUUAGGGAGCUAGGGAAAGUAGGCAAAUUAAUCCAGAAGACUGCAAUAAAUAUUGUCCAAAAUCCGGCACCCCAGAGGCAAAGAUCCACCUACAAACUGCUCUCACAGGUGACACUCCUUCCACUGGGUGGAGCUAACAGAGGCAACUACUUGACAUUUUUCUAAGAUGAAAUCUGGGAUUCAGAAAUUGUGCAGUGAUUUACAUUAAAAAGUAUUAUAAGUUAAACUAUAUGUAUGUUCUGAUACAUUGACAGGGAUUCAGAUGCAAUUCUAAUCACUUCUGAGAAGUGGAGAAAAAGCCUCAUUAGAACACGUCACAGGAAAAAAAAAAAAUCAACAAAAUAGGAGGUGAGGAUACAAGCCUUUUCUGCUUUUCUUGAUCUUUUUCCUGAUCAGGA